AUGGUGAACCCGGUGAGGGACCGGGAGCGGGACCGGGAUUGGGAUCAGGAUCAGGGCCGGGGCCGGGGCCGGGGCUGGGGCUGGGGCACAGCCGAGGGUCCCGGCCCCCAGCUGAGCCCCUCGCUCUCCCCGCAGCCCCGCACGGCGCCCGCCGACGGCUUCGCCUCCUCAGACGACGAGGCCGCCGAGGAGGACUCGGGCCCGCUCCACAUCUCCUGGUUGUCUUUGUCUCCUCUCUGCUCUUCCAAGUUCCUGGGAUUGUGCUCCCUUCCAGGUUGCAGGUUUAAGGAUGUCAGGAGGAAUCUCCAGAAGGAUGUAGGAGAACUGAGGAACUCUGGGAUCCAGGACAUAUUCGUGCUUUGUACCAGAGGAGAGCUCUCAAAAUACCGAGUGCCAAACCUGAUAGACACCUACCAACAGCACGGGAUGUGCGUGCACCACCAUCCCAUUCCUGAUGGGAACGCUCCUGACAUCGCCACCUGCUGCAAAAUCCUAGAAGAGCUCAGAAGCUGCCUGGAAAAUAACCGGAAAACAGUGAUACACUGUUACGGUGGCCUCGGGCGCUCCUGUCUCGUGGCUGCCUGUCUCCUGCUCCAGCUCUCGGACACGCUGGCACCUCAGCAGGUGAUAGAGAGCCUCAGGAACCUGAGGGGAUCCGGGGCCAUACAGACCAUCAAGCAGUACAAUUUCCUCCACGAGUUCCGGGAGAACUUGGCCGCGCACCUGGCAACGACGGACACGGUGCCGAGAUCGGCAUCGCGGUAGCUGGAGCUGCCCUGGGCAUCUCCGUGUCUGUGGAACACACGCGGAUGAGACUCCUCUCCCCUCACCUUCCUCACUGCUCCUGCCCGGGGGGACACGGCCGCUCCCUCCCAAAUCCGGGUGGGAAACGCUGGGGUGGGGAUGGGGAUCCUGCAGGACGUGCAGCAUCUCCCUCUCCCCGGUGACUUUAUUAUCACUGCCUGAAAAAUACCUGUGCAAGUGUGGUUGUGCUCA
Empidonax traillii (willow flycatcher) is the source of this 996-nucleotide messenger RNA. RefSeq names its product cyclin dependent kinase inhibitor 3 (gene CDKN3). Gene Ontology annotation, molecular function: protein tyrosine phosphatase activity. Gene Ontology annotation, cellular component: nucleus. Gene Ontology annotation, biological process: protein dephosphorylation. NCBI's taxonomy places the organism in Eukaryota, Metazoa, Chordata, Aves, Passeriformes, Tyrannidae. The record is from RefSeq and is a predicted model, not a curated record. The transcript has 7 exons. Bases 1 to 765 code for a protein of 254 amino acids.